GCUAGCGCUUUAUGCUUUAUGGUUGACUGUGCUGCGGGUGUUAGUGCUGUGUGACUGAGCCAGAGUCAGUGCUGUUAUCUGCGGCCUGGAACCCAACAUGCGAGCCUUUCUGGGUGUGUUUGUUUGCUCUGUGGCGGUCCUCUCCGUCCACGCACUCUACUCUGCCAGCGACAAUGUGAUUGAGCUCAAUCCUUCAAACUUCAACAGGGAAGUUCUGCAGAGUGACAGUUUGUGGCUGGUGGAGUUUUACGCCCCCUGGUGUGGUCACUGCAAGAGCCUGGUCCCAGAAUGGAAGAAAGCAGCCACCGCUUUAAAGGGUGUGGUGAAAGUGGGUGCCGUUGAUGCAGACCAACACAAAUCCCUGGGAGGUCAAUAUGGAGUUCGUGGUUUCCCCACCAUCAAGGUCUUUGGUGCUAACAAGCAUAAGCCGGAGGAUUACCAAGGUGGACGCAGCAGUCAGGCGAUUGUUGAGGCAGCUCUGAAUGCCGUGCAAUCUCUAGUGAAAGACAGACUGAGUGGAAAAUCUGGAGGUUCUGACUACAACAGACAGAAUUCUGGCGGAAGCAGUGGCGAUAAGAAAGAUGUGGUAGAGCUGACCGACGAUAACUUUGACCGCAUGGUUUUGGGCAGCGAUGACGUGUGGUUGGUGGAAUUCUUUGCCCCAUGGUGUGGACACUGUAAAAAUCUUGAGCCUGAAUGGACGGCUGCGGCUUCUCAAGUCAAAGAGCAGACCAAUGGUAGAGUGAAGCUGGGAGCUGUCGACGCGACCGUACAUCAGGUUCUGGCAAGCCGUUAUGGGAUCAGAGGAUUCCCUACUAUUAAGAUCUUUCGAAAAGGAGAGGAGCCCGAGGACUACCAGGGUGGACGCACACGCUCAGACAUUAUUGCCCGUGCCAUCGACCUUUACUCAGACAAUGCCCCUCCUCCAGAACUACUCGAGAUUCUGAGUGAGGAUGUUUUGAAGAAGACUUGUGAAGACAGUCAGCUUUGUGUCAUUGCCGUUUUGCCUCAUAUUCUAGAUACAGGUGCAGAAGGCAGAAAUGCUUAUCUGGAUGUCAUGACCAAGAUGGCUGAGAAGUACAAGAAGAAGAUGUGGGGCUGGCUGUGGACCGAAUCUGGAGCUCAGAUGGAACUUGAGGCCUCUUUGGGGAUUGGUGGUUUCGGCUACCCAGCCAUGGCAGCCAUUAAUGCUCGCAAGAUGAAGUUUGCUCUUCUUAAAGGCUCAUUCAGUGAGACAGGAAUUCAUGAGUUCUUAAGGGACCUUUCUGUUGGGCGAGGUUCCACUGCCACAAUAUCAGGAGGGGCUUUACCUAAGAUCCACACUGUUGAAGCUUGGGAUGGGAAGGAUGGAGUCCUUCCUGUGGAGGAUGACAUUGACCUGAGUGAUGUGGAUCUGGAUGACUUGGAGAGGGAUGAAUUAUGAGAGCUUAGGCUGUGCGAGGCUUGUCCAGUUUGAGCCUGUCUAUGCGCCUCCUCUCCCAUGGAUGAGGGGAAAACUGGGACUUUGUUACUGAGCACUCUUGAAACAAAGACAUGUCUCACUUUUAAUUCUCUUCAAUCGUUUUGACGAGGCGGGAUCGGGAUUUAAAUCGUGGUUGCUUUAGCUUUGUCUCACAGGCCUCUUUUUUUUUUUGAUUGGCUGACUGUUGUGCCAAUAUCGCUAUUAAACAGGAUUGUCAUUUCACGCUUUCCUGUCCGGUUGUACACAUUACAUAUAGGUUUGUUUUCUUUGUUCCAAUAAAAUCCUACCCAGCCCCGUGGUGUGUCCAGUGGUGUCCAUUCCUCAGUGAACAAUGAGUAAAACAGGAUAAAGUCUUCGUAAUUAAUGGGGCGAGUAACUGAGACAGGACGUUCACUGAGGACAGGAAACCACUCUAAGUGACCGGAUGCAGUCAAAACAGCUUUAUAUUCUUUGUCCUGGAUUUAUCCUGCUGUUUCCCUCUUCCAUGUGACGUUCCUUUUUAAGUCAAUGUCCCUUCCUCUGUAUUUGUGCUGGGUAGGGAGCAAAAUGGGAACUGUGUAGAUUUUUCUUACACAAGUGUGUUUAAUGUUUUUGUUAUGAAAAUAAAAAAUACACUGAA
Molecule: messenger RNA, 2081 nt
Organism: Clarias gariepinus (North African catfish)
Lineage: Eukaryota; Metazoa; Chordata; Actinopteri; Siluriformes; Clariidae
Gene: pdia6
Product: protein disulfide isomerase family A, member 6
Exons: 13
Coding region: 98-1423 (441 amino acids)
Biological process (GO): response to endoplasmic reticulum stress
Cellular component (GO): endoplasmic reticulum lumen
Molecular function (GO): protein-disulfide reductase activity; protein disulfide isomerase activity
Source: RefSeq, a predicted model, not a curated record